Paramuricea clavata is the source of this 2339-nucleotide messenger RNA. The record is from the annotation of a GenBank genome assembly. Lineage: Eukaryota; Metazoa; Cnidaria; Anthozoa; Malacalcyonacea; Plexauridae.
UUGUUUAGGAAAGUAUGUUGAACGUCUUCGUGGUGCUGACAAGAACAUGGAGACAUUUCCAUGUCCUACAUGUCGCUCAGAGUUCACUCUCAAAUCAAACCAAGAUGUUGCUGAACUGCCAAGAAAUUAUUUCAUUAAGAAUAUGCUGGAAAUUAUGGCAAUUCAACAAAAAGCCAAAGCGUCUACUGCAUGUUCACGCUGCCAAGAUCCUGCCAUUAAUCACUGCGCAUCAUGUGAAAUAUUUAUGUGUAAGAAAUGUUCAGAGUCGCAUGAUAGUUGGAUAGCGAUUAUGAAAUUAAGCCAUAACGUGUUGUCUGUACAGGAACUGUGCAAUCCUGAAAGUCAAGUAAAAAUGAGAAGAAAGCUUUAUUGUGCAAAACACGAAGACAAAAUACUCGAAUACUAUUGUGAAACAUGCAAAGAACUUUGCUGUAUAGAUUGUGUAGUGUUGAAUCAUCAGAAACCAAACCAUUCUUGUGUGGCAAUGCGCAAAAUCACAGAGAAGCAAAGAGAAACAUUGCAAUCAAGCUGCACAACACUUGACGAGAAAUUAGCUGAAGGAAAGGAAGUGUUAAACAACAUCUGUGAGGUGAUGAAGUCUCUUGAAAAGAAUGCCAAAACUGCUAAAGAUCAAAUCAAACAACAAAAGGAAAAUAUCUUGAAGAUUGUGGCAGAAAAACUUGACCGGAAAGCAGAGAAAAUGAACGAGGAAGUGGACAAGGUUUAUGGUGAAUUACACAGUGAACUGAGCAAACAACAUGAUGAAAUGAAAGGCUAUCUUGAUAAAGUUCAAGCUUCAGUGUCCUUGCCAAGAAAUCUCCUCAAGAGAGGAAGUAUUGAAGAAAUGCUCUCAUCACAAAAAUUGAUUGAUGAGAAAAUCGAGAAAUUGAGCAAUCAACAACCAGAGAAUCUGGUCGCAGUGAAUGAUGAUAGUAUUCAGUAUGUACCGGACGACAUUGGUAAUAUCAAUGUUGAUGAAAUUGUUGAUAAGUUGGGACAUGUGGAAGGUAUGUGCAAUUUACGGUAUAUUACCGUCAGUACAUUAUAGAGGUUCAGAUUUGACUUCCACUACCGCUACCACUAACGGAUUAACCAAUAUAAAUAAAAAUUAUUAUAUAUAUAUAUAAUUAUAUAUAUAUAUAUAUAUAUAUAUAUAUAUAUAUAUAUAUAUAUAUAUAUAUAUAUAUAUAUAUAUAUAUAUAUAUAUAUAUAUAUAUAUAUAUAUAUAUAUAUAUAUAUAUAUAGUUACGGCCCUGCCAAUCUGAUACGUGUUUAGAGCGUGAAAAAUAGUUGUAGCGGUAGUGGAAGUCAAAUCUGAAGCUCUAUAAUAUUAUCGUCAGUACAUAAAUUAUUUUCUAAAGGAAAUUAUUUUCUAUGUUAAGGAUACACUAGAAUUAUUUUUUAUGUCGAUUUUCAGGCCGGAUCUAACUUAAAAAUAGUAGCAACUGUGUAGCUAAUUAAAUUUAGGUAUUUACUCAUAAUUGUCCAACACUUGCUCGCUAGGAGUAAGAUCAUCUGGCGUUACACAGACCAAGGUACUGUUUCAAUACAGUAUGCUGUACAUAUGAUCGGAGCAUUGGUGUAAAAACAAGUGAAAAUCAAGCAAGGGCGUUAGAGGGUGAAUUGUGGCAUAGCGGAUUGACAAUACUCAUUGCCAAAUAGUCUUGUUAACUUCCCAGAGCCCAAAACUUUCUUUAGAGGAGUAAAAUCGACGUAAAUAUUUGAAUUUCAGCAGCGUCAUUCCUGACGAUGACUGCAAGUUAUUCGAAACGUAGAAUAAAAAUGUUAAUCGUUUUAGAGCUGCCUAUGGCUGUGUAUAAUAUUAAAAUGUUGUUUACUUACUCUAGUUUUAUACCUAAUUUGUGUAAAUCGCUUUUUAUAUUACAUUAAAUUUAGUUGCUAUUACAUAACAAAUAUCUGCUAAUACAUAACAGAUACCUUGUAAAGAUCUUUUGUGGCUUACAUAAAUUCGUUGUUUACUAUAGGUUCUGUGUCUGCAACGUACAAUCUAAAAAAGUCAUCCAGUAUUUUGAAAGGAGAGAUUGCCUUCAUGAAACAACUAACGAAAUGGUUGGGAGAGAAGUGUAAAUGGACUCUUUGUUACAGAGCUUCCAGAGAUGGUUGGAGUUUCCAGGCUUUUCACAGACAUUGUGACAAUAAAGGACCGACAGUGGUUUUGGUGAAAGCCAAUAAUUGUAUUUUCGGAGGAUACACUGACCAAAACUGGGAUUCAGGUAUGUAAGAAAAGAUUUAUAUGUUAAUAUUUGCACAUUUAUGAGAGCUAUAUAUUUCUUCAGCAAACUGCAUUUCAACCUCUUGUGGACGAAAGACCCUGGUCG